This is a messenger RNA of Zophobas morio, 1537 nucleotides long. RefSeq names its product probable RNA methyltransferase CG11342. The transcript is spliced from 2 exons. Bases 788 to 1501 code for a protein of 237 amino acids. Gene Ontology annotation, cellular component: cytoplasm. Gene Ontology annotation, molecular function: O-methyltransferase activity; RNA methyltransferase activity. Lineage: Eukaryota; Metazoa; Arthropoda; Insecta; Coleoptera; Tenebrionidae. Gene Ontology annotation, biological process: negative regulation of pre-miRNA processing. The record is from RefSeq and is a predicted model, not a curated record.
UUACCGACGUGGUAUCAAAAUGUGAUUAGAAUUUUUUUGUGAUUGUGAUUAGUAUACAAUAGUAAAGUCGACAAUUAAAAUCAAAGUGAAAAACCUACAUAAAACUAGUCCGCUGAUAAUAAGCAAUAGAACUCAGAAAAAAACCGAAGUCUGAAUUUCUUGGGAACAACAACAGCUUAUCAAAGCCACAAGAAGCAAGGACUAAAAAUUAUCACAUUAGACAUAAUUAUGCUGGGAAAACAAGUCAAAAUAUGUUUUUGAAAUAAUAAUAUUUUUUUAUAAAACUAAAACAUAUUGAAAAACAAAGCUUCGGCUAAAUCGAGAGUUCAGGGCUCCUGGUGCUUACAUAUCAUCUGAUGUAUAAUUUAAACAAAAAGCAAAAUGGCUAAAAUUUCAAAAAAUCUGUUAUAUAAGAGUGUAAUUGUAUUAUAGGAUAUUUAACAAAUCUUUUAUAAUAAUACACACUGAAAAAAAAGUUUAAGUAAAAGCGAAUCAAAUUGACAAGCAAUAGUAGUCUUACAUGAUACGUUUUUUUUGUGCUAGUUUGUAUUGGUCUUUGUGUCGCCAUCUAUGUGUCAGUGCCUACACUAAAAAUAUGAAGGUUAUUUCUGUAUUAUCAUGAUCUUGUUACACGUGUAUCAUAAGUUGGUACACAAAUAAAAACACUAAAAAGGAACUGUCUAAACUUCUAAAGCCCUGGUCCAAAUUAUGUGUAAACAUUUUUAAGUCUGUAAUCAUGGUAAUGUCACGUAAUGUGUAAUUAUUAACAAAAUGUUGUAUCGAAGUUAUGACUGAAACCACAGAAUUCAGUUUUAAAGGGGGUAACCCAGGGGCAGUGCAGUAUGGUAACUUCAUAAAUUAUUACCAAUUCCAUCCCCCAGAAACUCGUUUGAAGUUGCUGCCAUCAGAUAUUUGGCCAAAGAAUAAGCCAUUCCACGUACUUGAUUUGGGAAGCAAUGCUGGGGAUCUAACAAUCUCCUUAUCAAACUUUUUAAAAGAAAAACAAUGUUUAUGCAACAUUCUAGGCGUCGAUAUUGACCCAGUCUUGGUACAACGGUCUAACGAAAAAGUACAAACCAUGGACAACGUUGAAUUUUUAUGUCUAGACUUUAUGAAUGAAAGUAGCAGGAUUUUAAUAAAGGACUAUUUGAAAAAACGAAAACUGACGAGAUUUGAUGCAAUCUCGUGUUUCUCGAUUACAAUGUGGAUACAUUUGAAUUAUGGCGACGAAGGUUUAAAAACCUUCCUGAGCGAAAUUUGCAAUUUAGGUAAUUUAAUCAUACUUGAACCUCAACCAUGGAAGUGCUACAGGAGUGCAGUUAAGCGUUUGAAACUCAGUAACGCCAACUUUCCUUUGUUCAAAGAACUAAAAAUAAGACAAACUGUAGAAGAUGAAAUCGAACAAUUCAUGCUGAACCUCCAUGCGACGAAAAUCUACCAAAGCGACCUAGGUGACUGGGGUCGAAAAUUAAUUAUUUUUAAAACAUCCACAGAUACUUAAAAUAAUUUAAUUACAAUAAAAAUAUUUCCAUAAAAA